Fibroporia radiculosa is the source of this 1911-nucleotide messenger RNA. RefSeq lists its product as uncharacterized. Lineage: Eukaryota; Fungi; Basidiomycota; Agaricomycetes; Polyporales; Fibroporiaceae. The transcript is spliced from 8 exons. The coding region runs from base 1 to 1911 and encodes 636 amino acids. The record is from RefSeq and is a predicted model, not a curated record. Gene Ontology annotation, cellular component: Ndc80 complex. Gene Ontology annotation, biological process: attachment of mitotic spindle microtubules to kinetochore.
AUGCAGCCCGCCCUCGAUCCCCACAGUAAUGCUCGUUCUAAUCUUCCCGUCCCAUCCACCGUGAAGAAACCCGCGCAUGGAGGGCGCAUGUCUAUGGCAGGGCCCGCCAUUAGGGGACCUUAUCACGCAAUAGGACAAGUUCCAGGAACUAAUCCGCGAGCACCCAUGAUGCGCUCUCAGAACGUCAAUCCGCUGCUGCAAAGCGCGAGCAAACCAAAUUAUGGCCGUACACCUCUGCACAGCACGCGUCGAGGGUCGAUGUGGGUGGGGCCUGGGCAAGGGGCCGCGCAAGGGAGCGGGAAAGGAUCUACAAAGGACAGCCGUCCUCUACGAGAUAGACAAUUCCAAGCCAAAAUGCGCCAGGAUAUUGUCACAUGGAUGAUCGAUAAUGGACUUGAGAUACAAAGCGGUGUUCUUCAAAGUAUACGAAGCGAUGAGUUUCGCAGAGUUUUCCAGCAGCUGGUUCAACUAUUGGAUCCCCAGUGGUCUUUCAAGCCAGAGCAGAAAUUUGACGAGCAGUUUGUGCAGCCUUUGAAGGCAUUCCGAUAUCCAUAUCUAGGCCAAAUCGAUCUCAAGAUUCUCGCAACCCCAGGUGCGAUGCAUGCCUGGCCGUUGUUGCUGGGAGUGCUACACUGGCUCGCGGAACUAGGCAAGGCGCGAUUCCAUUAUGUGCAAAGUGGAGACUUGACCUUGCAGGAUUCGUCGCAAGUGCCUGACGAGUUUGACGACAUCAACCACCACCAAGCUCUCGCGCUGGAUCAUUACACGCGCGCUUAUAGCAUUUUUCUGCAAGGCCAAGACUUAUUCCCGGAACAAGAAAGAAUAUUGGAAGAAUAUUAUGCAAAGAAGGACGAACGAAUCGUUACGCAGUUAGAUCAGCAGAAAGAAGAGUUGAAACAUGUUAAUCUUGAAUUGGAAUCCCUCGAAAAGGCACCACCACCCAUUCAAGACUUGCAGAAGGACAAUGGGUUCAUCAAGCGGGAUAAAGCGAAAUUCGAAGAGAUCCUGCGACGAUGUGAGUCGAAGAAGAAGAAACUGGUGGACACCUUGGCGCGAGAAAAAGCAGAGCUCGCCUACUGUGUCGCUAAUCUGGAAAAACUUCAGGCGGAGGAAUCGAGGCUUGCUGAAGUGGUCAAAGAACAAAAUUUAUCUCCGGAAGAGGUCAUUCGCAUGAACACGGAACAUGAGACACUUACUCGUGAUCUCGAGACGCUCAAGCACAAAAUCACCGAGACGAAUCAGCUGGUAGUGAAACUCGAAGUUUCCCUAACGAGAAAAGUGUCGGAUACAGAAGACGCGCUCGACGCAUACAGCAAUCUUCUCUCUAGCUUGGGACUUUUUCCUCCCCUGCCGCCGCCUCUAGAAGAUGUCGAUCUUGCAUUGGACCUCAAUUCAGCUGCAUCAAAUCCACAACUCCUCUUGACAGGUGCAGAUAUCAGGAGGGUGGUCAAGCCCACUCUCAGUCGUGUGGCUGAAAUGAGACGUACGGAACGUGCCGAUGUAGAAAGCGAACGGAUCAAAGUUGACAACGACCUGGAUCAGCUGACGCUGGAGUGCGAGAAUAUGGACGAAGAAGCCUUGGAGAUCAGUAACAAGGUCAACGGACUUAGCGAUCAAGCCGAUGAGCUGCGAGAGGCGGCGCAACAGGAAGCCUUAGUGAGUAACGCCGAAGCUUCACGACUGGAACGGGAUCUUGCCCAAGCCCGCACGGCUGCUAUGGCCAACGGCGUGGGGGUAAAGUCUCGGCUACAAGCACUGCAAAUUGCGUAUCGAGAACAGAUUGAUAAAGUAAAUCGGCUCAAGGAUGAGACCAUGCGGGCCAUCAUCAAGAACAGCAGCGACACUGUCAUGUUCAAGGAGGAGGUCUCGAAGCAGCUCAAACAUCUGCGUGAUUUUGCAGAGUCCAAUUAG